Messenger RNA from Brenthis ino (lesser marbled fritillary), 711 nucleotides. The record is from the annotation of a GenBank genome assembly. Lineage: Eukaryota; Metazoa; Arthropoda; Insecta; Lepidoptera; Nymphalidae.
AUGUUACAAGAGAUACAACUUGUUCAAGGUCAGACCAACUAUGUGGUUGUUUCGUCUGGCUACCCAUCGGCGACUGUAACGAAACCAACAGCGGAAAAAAGGAUAUUACCGAUUGCACCUGCCCCAGAAAAAAAUUAUGUCACUCACGAUUCACCACCAAAUCUACAAUACAGAAAAAAGGUGCAUUUUAGGACAAAUCCAUAUACAGGACCUCAGGCUGCAUCCAUUGCAAGACGUAAUGCUCGUGAACGUAACCGCGUAAAACAAGUAAACGACGGAUUCAACGCACUUCGCCGGCAUUUACCAGCAUCAGUUGUUGCGGCUUUAUCAGGCGGAGCACGACGAGGAUCUGGCAAGAAACUGAGCAAAGUGGAUACAUUAAGGAUGGUGGUUGAAUAUAUUAGAUAUCUACAACAAUUAUUAGAUGAAAGUGAUGCAGCCUUAGGUAUCACACGCGAUCAAGAAAAUAGAGAAAAUAUACCCAACACGAAUUCACAAAACAUUACAGUUACUGAUAUGGAUGAUGGUUUCUUUUAUGGAAGCAGUUCACCUUGUUCAGAAAAAGCCGAUUCCCCUGCACCUUCGGAAUGCUCGUCAGGAGUAUCUUCAGCUUACUCAGCUGUUGACCGGUACGAAGUGUCAACGCAACAACACCUCGGCCCCAUGGAUGAGGACGAGCUUCUUGAUGUCAUUUCAUGGUGGCAGCAAAAA